Messenger RNA from Volvox carteri f. nagariensis, 3567 nucleotides. RefSeq lists its product as uncharacterized. Bases 1 to 3567 code for a protein of 1188 amino acids. Lineage: Eukaryota; Viridiplantae; Chlorophyta; Chlorophyceae; Chlamydomonadales; Volvocaceae. The transcript has 17 exons. Gene Ontology annotation, molecular function: protein binding. The record is from RefSeq and is a predicted model, not a curated record. Gene Ontology annotation, cellular component: cytoplasm.
AUGGAGAAGCCUAUCCUUAAAAUCAGCGGCCGGCUCAUGGCUGAUCACCAGGCGCUCAACAGCCCGUCAGCAUCCAUCUCGGGGCGCUCAUCCACGUCCCGAGCCUCACGCAGCAGCAGGCGCGGUUCAAAGAAGCCCGUGGUGAUCCAGGUUCCUCCGGAACCUGUGGAGGAGCGUAAGACGCCCUUCACACUCAAUAUGCAGAGCUCGUGCCUUGCGGGCCCUGGGAGGGGACACACAAAUGGCCCCGGGGCACCGGUUUCGGAGCAGCAGGCGCCCAGGGGUCUCCCUCUGGCACAGGUGUCUACUGCCACGGCCCAGCUCUCCGCGGGCCUCUCUCAAUUGGGCCGCACCGCUGACGGGCUAAAGCCCGCCUACCUGACCCUCACCCUCAACGGCACCGACCUGGCCACCGCCGACCCCGUGGCGGCCUUCCAGCACCUGCAGUCGCUGCACCUGCGGGACAACCGGCUGACGGAGAUCCGGGCGCUGGGCUCCCUACGCAACCUGACACAUGUGGACGUGUCGGGGAACAAGCUCACACAGGCAGGGUGCCGGGGAGGGGAGAGGAGGACGGGGGCCAGAGGGAUGGGGGAAAACCGGGUCCUGGACCUGCGUCUGGGUCCCAAUGGCUCCGGUCCCACCAACCUGCGUUCGGCUGACUUUUCCCGCAAUUGCCUGGACAUGCUCCGGGACCUGUCCGCCUUCUCCCGCCUGACCCACCUGUCAGUGGCCAACAACCGCAUUGAGCGACUGGGUGCGGGGCUGCGGAAUCUGGGCAUGCUGAAGGUUGUGGACCUCAGCAGCAACCGGCUGGUUAGCUGUCGCGGUCUGGAGGGUCUCUGCUGCCUGCGUGAGCUGCACUUGGAUGACAACCUCCUGACCUCCCUGGAGCUGAUCAAGGGGCUGGAUACACUGCAUGUUCUGACUGCCAGCCACAACCGCCUGCGCCACCUGGCUGGAGUGGGCUCUCUGUCGGCGCUCCGUACACUGGAUGUGUCGCACAAUUUGCUGGGAAAGCUGGAGGAGCUGGUGGUGGUGCGUGGCGCCCCUUUGUUGGGGUCUUUGGACGUGCGGGGAAACCCCUUGGACAAGGCCAUGAGCUUGCGGCUGCACGUGGUUCACUUGCUGCCCCAGGUCAUCAUGUUGGACGGAGUGGCCGUGGACUCCAAGGAGAAGGUCCUGGCUGCAAACAUGCACGGCGCUGACGCGGAGGGACUUCGCCUCAUCCGCCGCAAGUACUUCCCCAACGGGGAGCUGGCGGACGGGGGUGGCGCCAUUCCACCCUUGGCCGCAGGUCUGGUGGCCUCCCAAGCUGAGGAGGAAUGCGCAGCUGACGGCUCAGACCGCAGCACCCUCCUGCGCCUUGACGCCUGGGCUGCCUCAAUACGUCCCGAGUCCGUCCUGUCGGGGGCCGGCAGCCUGGUCACCCUUGCCGACCAGCUCUCCAGCGUGUGUGUGUCCCCCAAGGCGGUGGCCUCGGGGGGCGGCGGGGGCACCCCGGGCAGCGGCGGCAGCUCCCUGCUGGCGAGUACGGCCAGCCGGGGCGGCCGCAACUCCCGAGGGUCGCUGUUGGCGGCGGGCGCGGCGGCUGCGGCGGCGGCUGCGGCGGCGAGCACGGACCCUCAGCCCCAGCUUCAGCGAGCUCGUGUGUGUUGGCGGUGGGUGGUGACUCACGUGGCACCCAUGGCUAGGUUGGGGACCAGCUGGGAUGUGGAGACGCCCCUGUUUGGAGCCUCACCGCAGGCCAUCGCCGCGGAGCAGCUGCUUCUGAGCGACCGCCCACCCUCGCCCCCUCCAGGUCCCACUCCGCCCCCCGGUGCCACCGCGCCCUCCCCCACCCGCAACCUCUCCCGCUCCACCUCCCGCACCCCCACCGCCAGCCGCACCUCCUCCCCCCCUCUCGCCACACGGAACCGGGCCGCGGCGGUCACCAGCUUCCUCACCAACAGCUACGGUACCUGGGCCGAGCGAGUGGCCCGCCUUUUCACCCUCCUAUGCCGGGCCUGCGAACUGGACGCAGUGCCCAUACCCGGUUACUGGAAGCAUUCGGGGCUGGCGCCGGGGGAUCGUGUCCAUGCGCACAACCACUGUUGGGCGGGUGUCAAGGUAAAUGGUCGUUGGCGGUUGGUGGAUCCAACCGCUGCGGCGUUGGUGGGCGGGCAAUGCCCUUUUUACGUGCCGCCCGAGGCGUUUCUGUAUUCGUACUGGCCGUUGGAGGCAGCAUGGCAGUUGGUUCCGGAGCCGCUGAGCCAGGAGGUGUGGUGGGCGCUGCCGUAUGCCAGUUUGGCCUUCUUCGCGGAGGGUUGUCAGCUGGGAGAUGAGCGGCUGGAGGCGGUGAAUGUGCUGCCGGCGGUUAGGGAGGGCGGUGUCCUCCCCGCCUUCCAGUUGGAGAUGUACUGCCCCCGGGUGAAAGGGGCGCAGCUGCAGCACCGGCUGCGGGAGGCGGGCAGCGGCAAGCUGGUGGCGGAGUGGCCACCCAGGGAGCCGGGGGUGCCCGCGUACGCCUUCCAGCAGGUCGUUGCCGGCAAGCGCGGUACGGUUGAGGUGCGGUUUGGCGCCGAGCGCCACCUGGCCCAGCGCCACCAGCUGUGGUCGUCACUGCCCGGACCUGGGGAGUACCAAGUGGAGGUGGUACGGCAACAGGAGCUGCCGGGCGGGGGUUUGACACUGGCACUGACAGGGCUGCCACCUUCGGGGCUGAAGCUCAAGGUGGUGGAAGAGCAGCUGCUGCUGCGGGUCAAGGUGGUGCUGCCGCCCAAUGCACCCCACGACGUGGAGGAGGACGGAAUCCUGCAUAGCCCUGCCGUACUGCGUACACCUCUACCGUACGCUUCGGCGUUCUUCACCUCGUGCGGCGGUCAGAUGGUUACUCCCCUGCCGUACCACCCUCUGGAGGCCGACCGCUUGGAGCCCUUCAAUGUGGUUGUGGCGGGGGCCGCUCGGGUAGCGCUUAUGGCGGAUGGCCUCGAGCACCCCAUUGAGCUGCCCCCGGUGGACCACGAGGGCGGCACCUUCGCCACCUCCCUGCAAGUGCCCCGGGCCCCCUCAUGCACCCUCAUGGCCUACGUGCACAAUGCGGAGCUCAGCAGCUGUGCAUGGAUGCCGCUGGUGCAGAUGGCGAUCCUGCCCCAGUCGCAGCACAUCGUCUUCACCCCGACCCCCAUCGAGGUGCCGGAGGUAGACCCCAAUGACCCGUACGCCUACCACGCCAGGGACAUCUUCAAAACCCUGGACAAGGAUCUGGGCGCGCUUGUCACUCGGCGUGAAAUCCUGCUCGCCUUCCGCCGCAACCGCCAGCAUGCAGACAUCCUCAAGUGCCCCCCCCGCAUCAGCCAGCAUGACGGAACUUUUGAAAAGUUUAUUGAUGUAUUCCUGCAGAUCGACACAAGCCGGGUGGGCGCGUUCUCUUUCAACGAGCUGGCGGCAUACAUGGACAUUCUGCCAUCGGGGAUGUACGAGUCGACAGACGAGGAGGAGGACUUUGACAGCGUGGGUGAGGGCGGCGGCGAGGAUGACGUGGAGGAGGACGGCGGGGGCGCAGGACCAGCAGAUGGCGGCGCGUAA